Panicum hallii is the source of this 1702-nucleotide messenger RNA. Its product is annotated as cytosolic isocitrate dehydrogenase [NADP]-like. The transcript has 15 exons. The record is from RefSeq and is a predicted model, not a curated record. Gene Ontology annotation, molecular function: magnesium ion binding; NAD binding; isocitrate dehydrogenase (NADP+) activity. Gene Ontology annotation, cellular component: mitochondrion. Lineage: Eukaryota; Viridiplantae; Streptophyta; Magnoliopsida; Poales; Poaceae. Bases 111 to 1349 code for a protein of 412 amino acids. Gene Ontology annotation, biological process: isocitrate metabolic process.
CUCCCCCUGCCUCUGCCUGCCAUCUCUCUCUUCCUCCUCCCGCAAGCGCCGCCGCCGCCGCCCCGCCCCUCCCGAUCUCCGAGGCAAGCUGCGACGCCGCCGCCGCGGCCAUGGCGUUCGAGAAGAUCAAGGUUGCCAACCCCAUCGUCGAGAUGGACGGCGAUGAGAUGACCAGGGUAUUCUGGCAGUCUAUCAAGGACAAGCUUAUCUUCCCAUUUGUGGACCUGGACAUCAAGUACUAUGACCUGGGGAUUCUGCACCGUGAUGCAACUGAUGACAAGGUCACGGUGGAGGCUGCAGAGGCUACUCUCAAGUACAAUGUGGCUAUUAAGUGUGCUACCAUUACCCCAGAUGAAACUCGGGUUAAGGAGUUCAACCUGAAGCACAUGUGGAAGAGCCCAAAUGGCACAAUUAGGAACAUUAUCAAUGGCACCGUGUUCAGAGAGCCAAUUAUAUGCAAAAAUGUUCCAAGACUUGUUCCAGGAUGGACUAAGCCCAUUUGCAUUGGAAGGCACGCUUUCGGUGAUCAGUACCGGGCUACUGAUGCAGUUCUCAAGGGGCCUGGGAAGCUCAAGCUAGUUUUUGAGGGAAAGGAAGAGCAGAUCGAUCUGGAGGUGUUCAACUUCACUGGUGCUGGAGGAGUUGCCUUGUCUAUGUACAACACAGAUGAGUCAAUUAGAGCUUUUGCUGCGGCUUCUAUGACAACUGCAUAUGAGAAGAAAUGGCCACUCUACCUUAGCACCAAAAACACAAUCCUGAAGAAAUACGAUGGCAGGUUCAAGGACAUUUUCCAGGAGGUCUACGAAGCGGACUGGAAAUCCAAAUUUGAGGCCGCUGGAAUAUGGUAUGAACAUCGUCUGAUUGAUGACAUGGUUGCAUAUGCGCUUAAGAGUGAAGGAGGCUAUGUGUGGGCUUGCAAGAACUACGAUGGAGAUGUGCAGAGUGAUUUCUUGGCGCAAGGUUUUGGCUCGUUGGGUUUGAUGACAUCAGUGUUGGUGUGCCCUGAUGGGAAAACCAUCGAAGCUGAAGCUGCCCAUGGCACAGUUACCCGCCAUUUCCGUGUUCACCAGAAAGGAGGUGAAACCAGUACGAACAGCAUUGCUUCAAUCUUUGCUUGGACGAGAGGACUUGCACACAGGGCAAAGCUCGAUGACAAUGCUAGGCUACUUGACUUUGCGCUCAAACUUGAGGCUGCCUGCGUUGGAACUGUGGAGUCUGGGAAGAUGACAAAAGAUCUUGCACUUCUUGUUCACGGAUCUUCCAACGUCACGAGAAGCCAUUACUUGAACACUGAAGAGUUCAUUGACGCUGUUGCUGCCGAGCUCCGAUCAAAACUGGCAGCCAAUUGAGCUUGCAGGAGACUUUUGGCAACUUCAGUGCUUCAUCACCGAUCACUCCCAAGUCAUUUCGGCUACAUCAGCAUUGUUAUUCACGCUUCGCCAAUGGAGUGAAUGCACAUUACCGCCAUUUCGAUGUAAGCUAAUUCAAGAUGCUAGUGUUACGCGCUCAGCGCUCUCUCUAAAUAAAGGACAUAUAGAACGAUUGGCCAGUGCUGUGACUAGGUUACCUGCAAUAAGCUCCAUCCUAUUUGUGGAGAUUUGUCUUAUUUUUCCAUUGUGUUUAGGAGGCAGUAAGGAUCCUUCGUCACCCUUAUUAAAUCUGGGAAAAAAAUUGAUCUCUGUGUUGAGCUAUAAGCUCUAAA